UGGCAGCAGCUGGGUCUCAAGCACUCCCAAUUCCAGCGUGGAAAGUGAUCCUGCUGGAGACCUGAGACCACAGGCCACAGAGAGGAAGUCCAUCUGGGCGGCCCAGCAGGCAGAGGAAUUCCUGGAAGGAAGCUCACAUCUCAGGAAUCUGCUCCAGAGACUGCAAGGAUGCUGACUGUCCCGGAAAUGGGCCUACAAGGGCUGUAUAUCAGCUCUAGUCCAGAGAGAUCCCCAGUACCCAGCCCACCCGGCUCCCCGAGGACCCAGGAGAGCUGUGGCAUUGCCCCCCUCACCCCUUCACAGUCUCCAAAGCCAGAGGCCCGUGCUCCACAGCAGGCCUCCUUCUCUGUGGUCGUAGCCAUUGACUUCGGGACCACAUCCAGUGGCUAUGCCUUCAGCUUUUCCAGUGACCCUGAAGCCAUCCACAUGAUGAGGAAAUGGGAGGGGGGAGACCCAGGCGUGGCCCACCAGAAGACCCCGACUUGUCUGCUGCUGACCCCGGAGGGUGUCUUUCACAGUUUCGGCUACACUGCCCGUGACUACUACCACGACCUAGACCCCGAGGAGGCUCGGGACUGGCUCUACUUUGAGAAGUUUAAGAUGAAGAUCCACAGUGCCACUGAUCUCACCUUGAAGACCGAGCUAGAGGCCGUAAAUGGGAAGAAGAUGCUGGCCCUGGAGGUGUUUGCCCACGCCCUCCGCUUCUUCAAGGAGCACGCUCUUCAGGAGCUGAGGGAGCAGAGCCCCUGCAUGCUCGAGAGGGACACUGUGCGCUGGGUGCUGACAGUGCCUGCCAUCUGGAAACAGCCAGCUAAGCAGUUCAUGAGGGAGGCUGCCUACCUGGCUGGCCUGGUGUCUCGAGAGGAUGCAGAAAAACUCCUCAUUGCUCUGGAGCCUGAGGCUGCCUCUGUCUACUGCCGAAAACUUCGCCUGCACCAGCUCCUGGACCUGAGUAGCCGGACUGUAGGAGGAGGGCGCCUGGGUGAGCGCAGGUCCAUUGACUCCAGCUUUCGACACGCCCGGGAGCAGCUGCGGAGGUCUCGCCACAGCCGAACGUUCCUGGUGGAGUCUGGUGUAGGAGAAUUGUGGGCAGAGAUGCAAGAAGGAGACCGCUACAUGGUGGCAGACUGUGGAGGUGGUACUGUGGACCUGACCGUACACCAGCUGGAGCAGCCUCACGGCACCCUCAAGGAGCUCUACAAGGCUUCUGGCGGCCCUUAUGGCGCAGUAGGGGUGGACCUGGCCUUUGAGCAGCUGCUCUGCCGCAUAUUCGGGGAGGACUUCAUCGCCAAAUUCAAAAGGCAACGGCCAGCAGCCUGGGUGGAUCUAACCAUUGCCUUCGAGGCCCGCAAGCGCACUGCAGGCCCACACCGUGCGGGAGCACUCAACAUUUCCCUUCCCUUUUCUUUCAUUGACUUCUACCGCAAGCAACGAGGCCACAACGUGGAGACGGCCCUGCGCAGGAGCAGUGUGAACUUUGUGAAGUGGUCCUCACAGGGGAUGCUCCGGAUGUCCUGUGAGGCUAUGAACGAGCUGUUCCAGCCCACAGUCAGUGGGAUCAUCCAACACAUAGAGACAUUGCUGGCAAGGCCUGAGGUACAGGGCGUGAAGUUGCUAUUCCUGGUGGGCGGCUUUGCAGAGUCGGCUGUGCUGCAGCAUGCAGUACAGACAGCACUGGGCACCCGUGGCCUGCGCGUUGUGGUCCCGCACGACGUGGGUCUCACCAUCCUCAAGGGAGCAGUGCUCUUUGGCCAGGCACCCGGUGUGGUGCGGGUGCGCCGCUCCCCUCUCACUUACGGCGUGGGCGUACUCAACCGUUUUGUGCCUGGUCACCACCCACCUGAGAAACUGUUGGUUCGGGAUGGGCGCCGCUGGUGCACUGAUGUCUUUGAGCGCUUCGUUGCAGCAGAGCAGUCGGUGGCCCUGGGAGAGGAGGUGCGGCGCAGCUACUGCCCUGCGCGCCCCGGCCAGCGGCGCGUGCUCAUCAAUCUGUACUGCUGCGCUGCAGAGGACGCACGCUUCAUCACUGACCCUGGCGUGCGUAAGUGCGGCGCACUCAGCCUGGAGCUGGAGCCUGAAGGCUGCCCGGAAAACACAGGCACGCCCCCCAACCGCCGUGAGAUCCGUGCUGCCAUGCAGUUUGGCGACACGGAGAUUAAGGUCACUGCUGUGGAUGUCAGCACUAAUCGUUCUGUGCGGGCGGCCAUUGACUUUCUUUCCAAUUAAGGGUGCCCUUUCGUUGGGGGCAGAAGAACAUGCUGGUUUUCACAGCGGCGCCCCUUUCUACCCACCCUGAGAGAAAUGUGGUAAGGACACAUGGAGACUCGCGUUGGGAUUGGGCCUUGGUCUACUGAUUGGAACACUAAAAGAAUGCCAAGAGGUGAGGUGGCAUAAGAGACUUCUAAGGUUAGAGGGUGAGCCUGGCUUAUAAAUGUGUGACCACGAAGACAGACUACAAUGGAGGACUAAACACUGGCCUGAACUUGAGGGUUGAGGGGAAGGUUAAUCAAAAUUGCUGAGGAGCCGCACGAGGUGCAGAACCUGGGCCUGAAGGUUAGAGUUCACUGACUGUUGAAACUGUGGAUGGAGUUCUAGCCACAGAAGCCAGAGAGCAAUUUCAUGCAGGGUUUAAGCCCAUGCUAAAGGGACAGAUGUAAUAGAAGCUGGCUGUGUGACUGUUAAUCGCAGAGCAGUGGCUGACGGGAGGAGGGUGCAUUGUUACAGUGAAGGCAGUUUGGAGGGGAUGUGGACGCAGCAUGCUCAGAGGGACCCACGGGCAGCCUAUAAAUGACUCAUUUGCCACCAACCCAGCCACAGGAGGACAGAGUUCACUGGGGUGAGGGGGGUGGGUGCCCCAGCUCUGCCACUCAUCACUAUAGUUUAUCACUAGGAAAUCUGAUCAACCAUGGGCCUCAGUUUCUCCAAGUGUGAAAUGUCGGACACUUCCAGCCAACUAUGGCAUAGGACAACUUUACCUGGCUGAGAACUUACCCUAGGUGAAAUAAAGCAUGCGUGGUCAAGAAAA
Molecule: messenger RNA, 3025 nt
Organism: Microtus ochrogaster (prairie vole)
Lineage: Eukaryota; Metazoa; Chordata; Mammalia; Rodentia; Cricetidae
Gene: Hspa12b
Product: heat shock protein family A (Hsp70) member 12B
Exons: 13
Coding region: 169-2226 (685 amino acids)
Source: RefSeq, a predicted model, not a curated record